UUUACGCUCGCCAGACUGGGACAUCCGGUCGGGCGCCCGACGUAUGGGAUCCACGUUGCACCACCUGCACCGCGCGCCGAGGUGGAGCAGCGCCGGAACGGUUUGUUGUUUUCAUCGGUUGGGCUAGGAAGAGUGCAGUGGGACGCAAAGUGCACUGUAGAAGCUGUCAAACGCUUCCAGCAGUGUAGUAGACACGAGAUAUUUCAGUGCCUUGUCGUGGGAAUGAUGGGCAAGAAGGACGGUGGCAAGACGAGCCAGGAUAUCAAGAAGACCACCAGUGACUCGAGCACGGAGGCACCAAAACUGGUGGUUGCCAAACCAAACGAGGCCGAGGACAAGCCCUACCAGGUGUGCAAGAGCAUCGGGGACUUCCCCGGCCACUGCCGCCACAUCCGGUACUGCCUCAUCAACGAGUUCCGCACCAACUACACCCUGGUCUCGUACUACAACUGCCCCAUCGAGGACAAGUACGUCGGCGUGUGCUGCCCGGACGACCGGGACACACGGCCCAAGACUGUGGCCGUCAAGCCGCUCAAGUCUGACGAGGAGUCUGAGGCCGAGGAGGCCCGCAUCCUGGCCAGCAAUACGAACCGCGUGGACCCCAUCAAGAGACCGUCGCCGCUCGGGCCGGCCGGCAAGAACAGGGGCUGCGGCGUGGCGGCCAUCGAGGGCGCAGAGGCCCCGAAGGGCAACGGCGGCGUGUCUGACCCCGGCGAGUACCCCUGGAUGGCGGCCAUCGUCAACGCCAAGGACGACGAGCAGUUCUGCGGUGGCGUGGUCCUGGACCAGUCGCACGUCCUUACGGCGGCGCACUGCCUCAUCAGGAAGCGACAAGCGGACAUUGCAGUGGUGCUUGGGGAAUACGAUCUGACCAAACCUGAUGAGACACGCUCGCAAAAGUUCAAGGUUGUGAGCAUCCGACGUCACGAGCGCUUCGACAUGCACACUUACGAGAACGACAUCGCCAUCUUCACGCUGGACCGGCCCGCCGUGUUCAACACGUACGUGUGGCCCGUCUGCCUACCCGAGCCCAGCGAUAUGAAGAAUAUGGUCAACAAGACGGCGGUCGUCACAGGCUGGGGUACCAUGUCGUACGGCGGCCCCGCAGCCACGGUCCUCAUGGAGGUCGGCAUCCCUCUUUGGAGCAACUCCGAGUGCCAGAAGCGGUACUCGCAGCCCAUCCUUAAGACGGCGGUCUGUGCCGGCGGCUACGAGGGUGGCAAGGACUCGUGCCAGGGAGACUCAGGCGGUCCUCUGAUGAUCCAGAGGCAGGAUGGCCGCUGGGCCAACAUUGGUGUGGUGUCGUAUGGCAUCAAGUGUGGAGCGCCCAUGCAGCCGGGGGUCUACACCAAGGUGACGGAGUACCUCGACUGGAUCCAGAAGAACGUGUAGAAUCACGCACUCCAGUUUUGUUUUUGGAAAUCUGUUCGUAAAUGAUGUUUGAAAUUGUGGAAAUGCACCGAGUGACAAUUCUGUU
Frankliniella occidentalis (western flower thrips) is the source of this 1477-nucleotide messenger RNA. RefSeq names its product venom protease-like. Gene Ontology annotation, molecular function: serine-type endopeptidase activity. Bases 223 to 1392 code for a protein of 389 amino acids. Lineage: Eukaryota; Metazoa; Arthropoda; Insecta; Thysanoptera; Thripidae. The transcript has 9 exons. The record is from RefSeq and is a predicted model, not a curated record. Gene Ontology annotation, biological process: proteolysis.